AUGCCCGGUAAAAUUGCCCAAGUUAUCGGCACAGUGGUGGACGUGGAGUUUCCCGCCGACCAAAUGCCGAAUCUGUUCGACGCGCUGGAAGUUGAUAACUCUGGCGAACGGCUGGUGCUGGAAGUACAGCAGCACAUCGGCAACCACUGGGCCCGAUGCCUGGCGUUGGGUUCAACCGACGGCGUGGCCCGGGGCAGCGAAGUUACCGACACCGGGUCGAAGGUUAUGGUUCCGGUGGGCCCCGAAACUUUGGGACGGCUGUUUGACGUUACGGGCACGCCCCUGGACAACCUGGGCGCGGUGGAAGCCGGGCAACACUGGCCCAUUCACCGAGACCCGCCGGCAUUUGACGACCAAAGCUCAACGGUGGACAUUCUCGAGACCGGCAUCAAGGUGUUCGACCUCAUUACGCCCUUCCCCAAGGGCGGCAAGGUGGGAGCCUACGGCGGCGCCGGAGUUGGGAAAACGGUAAUCAUUCAGGAACUUAUCCGCAACAUCGGUGCGGUGCACAGUGGCGUGUCGGUAUUCGCCGGAGUGGGAGAACGCUCCCGCGAGGGCAACGACCUGUGGCACGAAAUGCAGGACUCCGGCGUGUUGGGCACCACGGUGCUGGUGUUCGGUCAAAUGAACGAAACCCCCGGGGUGCGCGCCCGCAUCGGCCUGACCGGCCUGACCAUGGCGGAAUACUUCCGGGAAGAAGAGAACCAGGACGUGCUGCUGUUCAUCGACAACAUUUACCGCUACAUCCUGGCCGGCAUGGAAGUAUCGGCGCUGUUGGGACGGAUGCCGUCCGCAGUGGGAUACCAGCCCACGCUCAGCACCGAGAUGGGCGCCCUGCAGGAGCGGAUCACCUCGACCAAGAGCGGUUCCAUCACGUCAUUCCAGGCCAUCUACGUACCGGCCGACGACUACACCGACCCUGGCAUCGUGACCACGUUUGGUCACCUGGACGCCGUGGUGUCGCUGGAACGGUCGCUGGCGGCGCAGGCGUUGUAUCCGGCGGUGGACCCGCUGGCAUCGUUUGCCCGAAUCCUGGAACCCCGCAUCGUUGGGGAGGAGACACUACCGGGUCGCCCGUGGCGUGCAGCAGAGCGCGAGUUGUUCUCGGGUGAAGUCGAUGCACUGGUAGCGCCGGGAAUCGCCGGCCAGCUGGGCAUCCUGCCGCGCCAUGCUCCUCUGAUGACGUCGCUGCAACCCGGCGAGCUGAUGGUGCGGGCCGAUGGGGAAGAAUCGUACCUGGCGCUAUCCGGCGGUUAUCUGGAAGUGCUGGGCAACCGGGUAACCAUCCUGGCUGACGCCGCUGAAGACGUGGACGAAAUCGACGAAGCGAGGGCGCAGGAAGCCAUCGACCAGGCACAGGAACGCAUCGCCAAUCGUGAAUCGGAUGUGGAGCUGGAGCGUGCAGUGGCAUCGUUGCGCCGGGCGCAGGUGCGGCUGACCGUGUCGCGGCGGCGGCGAACCAGCCCGCAUCGGUCCAUGGCGCAACGUCGGCUGGAUUCCGGGGGCGGCGGCUAG
Molecule: messenger RNA, 1515 nt
Organism: Geodia barretti
Lineage: Eukaryota; Metazoa; Porifera; Demospongiae; Tetractinellida; Geodiidae
Source: the annotation of a GenBank genome assembly